CCGAGUCAGCAUCGACUGAUCCAAUUACUGAAUACUUCGCAAGUCACAACCCUACUUGCUGAACGAUAUCUCGAUUAAAACGCUGCCCGAACUGGGUUAAACACCCCAAAUGGAAUCACCUUGAAGAUAUGUAUCUGUUGUUCGACGCAUGGCGACAGCGCAGCAUCAUGUCGGGCAUGACGGGAGCAAGCAUGCUGCGCACCAGGCGCAAGGAUGUCAAUGUCAAGCCCAACAGAAAGUUGGACCGAAAGUCCUCUCGGGGCAUGCUCUACGAGAACGAGGAGUUAAGGCUGCGCACCAUCAACAUAAAUGCAGAAGUAGAAAGAGGUCAAUCGGAUAUUAAGAAGUUGAAGAGAGAAAACGAGCAGUUAAAGCGAGAAAUAUCAGCACUUCGCUACGAGUACGAUCGUCUGGAUAGCAUGCUGCGCGAGCGACGCUCCUCGCCGGAGCAUUCGGACGACAGCGCGUCGGUGAGCAGCGCGUGCCCGGAGUGCGCCAGUGUGGACUCUGCGCGUGCUGUCGCCUUCCACGACCUCAGCGUCGUGCCUGAGGAGGCAGAGGAGGGGAACAAGAGCGGCAUUGAAUCUCCAUGCACCUGUGAGGAGUGUCGGAACGAUGCGACAUCAGAGGCCGCCCCGCGCCAGGACAGCGAGGACGUGACCUCGCACAACAUGGAGCGGCUAAACAAUGUCGACUCGCGACCCAAACUCGAAGACAAUGGACACGAGCGGACAGUUGACGUAAUUAUUCACGAUGCGCCCGAUAUGCCUAGAUACUUCCAGUCGGUGACGUCAUCGCCGUGUCACGUGCUCGCGCCCCCGCCGCCCGGCUUCGUGCUGGCGCCCGCCCCGCUCCCCCCCGCCGGCGCCGGCGCCCUGCACACCACAUACAUCCAGCAGAACUCCGUCAUCAUGUGCAACACGCGCCACGUGCUGCAGCGCCAGUGCUGCUGCCAGACGCCCCACACGCACGCCCCGCACGCCCCGCACGCCCCCCACGCUCCGCCCGACCUGCCGCCUGUCGACACACAGCCGCCCAAGUCCUACGUCACUGAAAAAAACAUAGAGCUGACGUACGACUACCCGCGCUCGACGCCCAUCCCCAGCAACUCCAGCCCGAAGUCCGGCGACGAGCUCACGACGACCACUGAGGUGGCCAGCACCGUCGUCUUCGUCGAGAGGCGGAUACCGGUAAAGCCGAAGAAGUUUGACUUCUUCUUCAGGUCGCGGUCGGCGCCCGUUGGCGAUCACGAGGAGCCGAUAUACGCAACCGUCAACAAGCUCCCCAAGAGGCUGCGGCGCAUGGAGCUCGCCAAUCUCGAGAAGGAAGUCGCCUACCGGGCGGCCGAGCCCGAUUCCUCUGUGCGGACUGAGGUCACGCUCAAAACUGACUCCGAGUCGCAGGCCCCGCCACCCGACGACGACACCAGCCGGUCGGAGAGAGAGAAGUCCUCCGCACCGCAGAGACCGGAGUCGCCGAAGGCAAAGAAGCGCAAACGCUUCUCGCUAACCUUCAAAAAGAGAGAGAGAAAAAGACGAGAUAAGAAAAAGGAGGCAAAAAACGGUUCGGCCAAGAACGGGGUGCAAGUGCCGCUGGAGAGCGACAACGAGCGGCUGCUGGAGGGCGCGGGCGAGGGCGAGGGGGCGCGGGCGCGGCGCUGCUCCCGCCACCGCCCGCGCGCCUCCACCGCAGGCCCGCGCUACAAGCGAGACAGCUAUCAGGAGAUGACGACAUCCCACUCAGAGCACGAGAGGACGAACAGCGUGUGCUCGUCUAUGAACUCACUGGGCUCUGCUUGCACGCACAAGUCGCGCAAGCUCUCCGCCGCGCCACAAGAUGGAGCCAUUCCCUGGUGCGGGUGCUGGGGGGCCGGCUGCGUGUAGAUACACGAGGGUAGAACAAGAAAUUAUGAAUGAAGACUAUUGCGUAUGCUACAUUGUUCAAUGUGCACAAGGACCAGAGAAUCUCAAAGAGGUCCAGAUGAUAAUGGUGUAGGUUUCACAAAUAAAAGAAUUAUAGCAACAGGAUGUUCUACGAAGCCAGAAGAAUUUUUAAAGGGACUACAAGAAUGAAAAGUUUUGAUAUCUCCGCUGUAUACUUUAUAAGAUGAACGAAAAUGGCGUCCGUGACAUCUGUUUAUAACCUCAAAAAUUACAAACGUGUCAAAAAUGUACAGAAUUUGUCUUCGUAUGACAAUUUUGUGGUUUGAUAUAUACCAGGUGCUUGGAUAUUCUGUGGACUCUUAAAUUAUUGGACAAUAGCUAGUGGAGUGAAUUUAGUUUAGAUUUUUAGAAAUCAUUUGUUAUCAUAUACAUAAAAAAUAGCAGAAUAUGUUGUUUCAGAAAGAAUGUUUUAUAUAAGUU
Molecule: messenger RNA, 2363 nt
Organism: Papilio machaon (common yellow swallowtail)
Lineage: Eukaryota; Metazoa; Arthropoda; Insecta; Lepidoptera; Papilionidae
Exons: 8
Coding region: 129-1883 (584 amino acids)
Source: RefSeq, a predicted model, not a curated record